AUGGAAGGUUUCGAGUCAGCAUCUCCCAGCGCUCACGCGCUUAACCAUGACUCCAUGGUCACCGUCGCGUUAUCCGAUAACCAGUCAAGUUCAGAGCACACCCAACCGGAUUGGCGCACUCUGGACAUCCCUCCAACUCCAGUGGAGAUGAGCCAUCUUGAGAAGGAGAGUGAGGACUCCUUUGGACCGGUGCCACUACAGGACGCGGCGAGAACCACCCCCACUCCCGAAACCCCAGGCGUGGACAGGGGGAGGCAGACAGGCGAAAUGUUUGACAAUGAGGCGGAUUGGGAGAAUCUUGAUAAGACAGAAGAACGAGAACCGCGUGGGGAGGGGUCUGAUGAAUCUACAGCCCUACUCCUCGCUCGACUCGAACAAGAAAACAACGCUUUGGCGACCAAUCCCAAAUCUGGGAUAACAGAAGUUCCGGAUGGCAAGAUACACCAGCGGCAAUCCCGCUCCGAGUCUCUACACCAGAUCAAACGACUCAUUAAGGAUCCCACUCGGGCAGAGCUGCGAUACUCCCAGCUACCCCCUCCUCCCAUGACCGAACUAGAGUUCUGGGCUGCGCUUGUUGCCGAUUACCACCAGACUGCCCAUCGCUUGCCGACACUGACCUCGAAUAAGAUCCAAGGAGGUGUGCCUCCGCCACUGCGAGGGGUGGUGUGGCCUAGCCUAGCGGGCGCACGCGAUCCUAAUCUGUUGAAUGAAUUCCAGAGACUUUCGGGCGAAAGUAGUCCAUAUGAUGGGUUGAUUGGAAAGGACAUUGGUCGCAGCUUUCCCAAUGUUGAAAUGUUCCGCGACCCGAACGGCGAGGGCCAACAAAUGCUCGGCCGAGUAUUGCGAUGCUUCAGUCUUUACGAUACUAAGAUUGGCUACUGCCAAGGCCUUGGAUUUGUGGUAGGCCCUCUGCUCAUGCACAUGUCAGAUGCUGAAGCCUUUUGUGUUCUUGUCCGCCUCAUGGAUCAUUACAACCUCCGAAGUUGCUAUCUUCCAGACCUCUCGGGUCUCCAUCUUCAUGUUUAUCAGUUCCAGAAUCUUCUAGCACGUCACAGGCCGGUCCUGUUCCAACAUCUGGAAGCACUGCACGUUGAGCCGGUCUACGUAUCGCAGUGGUUCUUAUCAUUCUUUGCGGUGGCAUGCCCGCUGCCGAUGCUUCUCCGAAUUUACGAUGUUAUUUUUUUGGAAGGCGCAUGCGAGACUUUGAUGCGAGUUGCACUUUCCCUGAUGCAGCGCAACGAGAAGAGAAUUUUGGCUUGCAGCGAAUUUGAAGAUGUGAUGCAACUGUUAUUAUCUCGAAGCUUGUGGGACACAUACGCCUUCAAUGCUGAUGAUCUUGUUAAUGAUUUCGUGUCUCUCACCUCUCUCGUCACGAACGAGAGUCUUCGAACCCUUGAAGCCAGCUACCACCAAUCUAAAGGCUCACCGACGGGGCCGUCCCCGCAGCUGCAGGCAACGGCCUCUGGCUUCCUCGGGCGACUAUGGGCUGGCUCGUCGAAUUCCCACAACUCCAUCAAGUCACUCAAUCCAAAUACUAGCCCGUCACGUCAGAACAGUACAAUUCGUCGCUCUACCUCCAAGCAGAGUCUGACUUCCACUCUCAACUCUAUCGAAACCACUUCCGACGCAAGUACCACUGCCACUGAGCUAUCAGCGGGUACGGCUAGCGCCGAUAGUCAAAAAUCGCGCGUUAAAUCCAACAUGUCUUCGCAUCACAAAGAUCGCGACCUCCAUACGCAGAUUGAAGAACUCUUGAUGGCGCUUAGCGAUCUCCAGCGCCAACAAGCUAAUCUCACACGUGAGCUGCAGCAGGAGAGGGAGGAGCGGGAGGAAGACCAUACUCUGGCCAAGGAGAUGUUGAACCAAAUCAGAGAACAGCCGACUGAGACACAACCGACCGAAUUAAUAACCAAAGCGCACACACGUUUCGAAUCGGUCAAACCAAAGCGUGUGUCAAUCGCCCAAACCAAGCUCCAACUCAAUGACGAUGUUGCUCGAUGGAAGGAAAUGCACGAGGUGGAAGCCGGUCGUUGCUUGAACCUCACCCGGCGCAUCGACGAUUUCGAACAGGAGAACUCGUCCCUCAAGGAGCAAUUACGGGAAGCCCGGGGCCGCAUUCAAGACGGCCAUCGCGACCGACAGCGGCUCGAGCGCAUGAAUCGGGAGCUGCGUAACCUCAAAACUCCUAUAUCCGAAACGCCGCUAGACACAACGUCUUCUUCUGCGGUUGACUCUGGGGAGUCUCAGUCUCCCACUAGUGGUCUGCGCGAGUUCAAGCUAGCCCGCACCAACUCGACAAAAAGCCCCACAUACAACAAACGGACAAGCAGCCUGGGUCUGCAGAGAGUCUUGUCGAUGGAGAGUAAUAAGCCUCCUCCUGACGACGCGUUGCUCAUGGAGUUGGUUACUGCCAAGACGGCAGAAGCGGUUGCUAGACAAGAACUUGAGGAAGUAAAGGGCAAGUUGGACUCAUUGCGGAAAAUGAUUAAGACCCAGGCAAAUUCUGAGAACCGCCAUUCCUUUGUUGGACUAUCGCAGUCGCGGAUCAGCUUGGCGAAUAAAUCUGCCACUGAAGGUCCGAAGACACUGGGGACACCUCCCAGCAACAAUGGCGGGGGAUUCUUCAGUGGAUGGGGUCGACGAGCUGGGACGGACUGA
Penicillium robsamsonii is the source of this 2658-nucleotide messenger RNA. RefSeq names its product putative GTPase activating protein (Evi5). Bases 1 to 2658 code for a protein of 885 amino acids. The transcript has 4 exons. NCBI's taxonomy places the organism in Eukaryota, Fungi, Ascomycota, Eurotiomycetes, Eurotiales, Aspergillaceae. The record is from RefSeq and is a predicted model, not a curated record.